AUGUCGCCGUUUCGCCCGCUGCGGCCGCGGCCAUUAGCCGAAGGGUCACCGGCCAACCUACGGCAGAACCCCGAUUCCAAUCCUGAUCCCAAUGCCGAGCCCGGUACCGGUACCGUACGCGGUCCCGGUCUUGGGCCUGGUCGACCUAACAUCAGCCUUCGCCGUCCUGCGCGGCCACGCAAGACCAACAGCGCCUGUGAUCCGUGCCGGAGGCGAAAGACAAAGUGCGAUGGACGGCUCCCACGAUGUGUUAUGUGUGAUCACCGAACGGAAAAUUGCGAAUACACCUAUACCGUCCGACAUCGUGUAACUCUUGCCGAAGUGGAGCAGUCCAAACGAGGUGGCCCUGCCGAGAUACUCGAAUCUCUUCGAACACUUCCGCCAGAACAAGCCCUCGAAUUGUUUCGCAAACUACGCAACGAGACGCCCGGACGUGCUUUGAAUCUUGCACGCCCAUCCGAUCAGCAACACCUUAGAGGCCUUCUCCCACCCACGCAGAACAGCCUUGGUUUCGAAUUGACGAUUCGACACCCUGUGGCAUAUCCUGCCCUGUUCCCGGUGCCGUACACGGACUUGACUCUCGGAGCCUUACUCCAGCCUGUGACGAAGGCAUGGUUGCAAGGGCAGCAGGGGCAGCAAGAUGCGUCUUCAAGACAGGUCUCCCCUUUCGGGGGUCCAUACCUGACUCCCGAGCGAGAUGAGGACGCAAGUUCAGGAUCAAAAACCGGUUCACCUGAUCAUACAGGGGCUGUGAAUCCCAAACCACUCUUCGACGAACGAUUACGUCUGCUUGAUGUCAGCAAGUGGACAAACAUCCCUAUACCGAACGACCUUGCCAUCAGUGUUAUAUCGCACUAUCUUGACAUUGAUUACGCUACGAUACCCCUUUUCGACGCCGACCUGUUUCAAGCAUAUACGACCCUCCAUACCGAUGCCGCCGCUUUCAGUGUAGCUCUUUUCGCGGAAUCUCAGCAGUACUUCUCUGAUCAGCAGCAACCCAAUAGCGUUACAACAGUCGCUGCACUUCAAAUCCUAAGCAUGUGCGCCGUGACGUACGGCAAAGACGACAUGAGUCUUCGGUUCCUACAAGAAAGUGUUAGGUUGGGCAAAGCGAUGGGCCUCUUCAAUGUUCAGACCGAGGCCGAAUCUGCGACCGUCUGGCUUGGCGGCCAUACAGAGUGGACGAGAGCGGCGUCAUACACGGCCUGGGGCGUUUACAAUUGGGUAUCGGUAUAUUCCCUCCACUACCGCGUCCACGAAAUCCACACACCGCCGUUGCUGCCGAUGCCUAGAGAUCUGGUCUUAUUUCUACCAAGCGACGAUCCGAGGUCAGCCAAGACCGCAUUCCAUGCCCAGCUCCUCAGUGCCGCGAGCGAUAUGUGGGUUAUCUUCAAGGACAUACUGGAAAGAUUCUACGGCCCUCAAUACCACGGCGCCACGCUUGAGUCGACACUGAGAUUCGCAGAAGGGACAUAUCACCGUCUACUUUGCUGGUCUGGCGCACUCUCUCUGGAUAUGGCAAGAGGCGAAGAAAGUAACCACAGCGUCAUGCUAUUGCACGUUUACUUCCACGCCGUGGUGACCGAUCUAUUCCGUCCUUUCCUCGCAACCGAGCACAAAUCACAGCGCCUCUACUCCUUCAGCACACAACACGCUACCCCCGAAGCAGUCUAUGCUUCGUCCGUUACACAGCUUAAGCGACUACUCCUGCUCUACCGCCUGAGAUACAAGAACGCGAAUUACUCCGUCCUCUGGCAGACUGCAGCCGUCUACGUCGCCAACGCCAUGAUCCGAGAAGGGGGACUAUCACUACGGGCUGACGACCAACCCGGAAACGAGUGGAAGUUCUAUUUGGACGUCUGCCUCGCAGGCCUAGAGGACUUGUACGCGUCGUUCCCCGUCUUUGGGUCAAUCGCCCAGGGCAUGGUGGGCAUGGCGCUGCGACACUCGGCGAUACGAACAAGUAAGGCCACCCGCGUGCUGGCGCAACUCGAUGAUAUCGAGCGGCGGCACGCAUCUCUCAAAGGUAUGACGGACAAGACGGAGGCGCGGUGGAUCAUCGACUUGAACCUUGCGACGACUGAUUUCGAGGGUGCUCAAGCUCGCAACCUCGUCGAAGAGCUUCAGAAGUUGAUGGUUGAGCAGACCGAGUCUGAGAAUCUGGGUGAUGAUGGAAAACAAUGA
Colletotrichum tamarilloi is the source of this 2184-nucleotide messenger RNA. RefSeq lists its product as uncharacterized. Gene Ontology annotation, biological process: regulation of DNA-templated transcription. Gene Ontology annotation, molecular function: zinc ion binding; DNA-binding transcription factor activity, RNA polymerase II-specific. Bases 1 to 2184 code for a protein of 727 amino acids. The record is from RefSeq and is a predicted model, not a curated record. The transcript has 6 exons. NCBI's taxonomy places the organism in Eukaryota, Fungi, Ascomycota, Sordariomycetes, Glomerellales, Glomerellaceae.